UCUCUCUCUCUCUCCCCAUUGUCUUCCCAGUGAAACCUAACCUCAGGCAAUCCUCUGACUCAUCUGGGGGAGGAGCUGCUCAGUACAGGGCAAACACUCCUAGUCGGCAGAGACUCCAUUUCGAGAAAAACAGCCAACACAGCCAACACGAUGAGAACAUGAGGCGGUUCAUGGCUGCCGUCCCUGAUCUGCAGCAGUGAGAGGAGGCCUGUGCCUUUUACCAGUGCCGUGAGUUUCCCCCCUGGGGAGGGACACCUGCCUGUACCUUUAACCAGUGCCGUGAGUUUUCCCCCUGGGGAGGGACACCUGCCUGUGCCUUUAACUGGUAUCAUGAGUUUCCCCCCUGGGGAGGGACACCUGGAAACCACACCUCCCCUCGCCGAAUGCACAGGCAGUGACAGCAAAGUUGGUCCAGGCCAAAGGCCAGGGUCCCCAGUGCCCAGCUGUGUGUCCAUGAAGAGUGACCGAUCCAUGGACACACCACUGAGAUUUAAAGACCAUGCACCCACUAGUGGUCCAGACCAAAGGCCAGGGUCCCCAGUGCCCAGCUGUGUGUCCAUGAAGAGUGACCGAUCCAUGGACACACCACUGAGAUUUAAAGACCAUGCAUCUACUAGUGGUCCAGACCAAAGGCCAGGGUCCCCAGUGCCCAGCUGUGUGUCCAUGAAGAGUGACCGAUCCAUGGACACACCACUGAGAUUUAAAGACCAUGCAUCUACUAGUGGUCCAGACCAAAGGCCAGGGUCCCCAGUGCCCAGCUGUGUGUCCAUGAAGAGUGACCGAUCCAUGGACACACCACUGAGAUUUAAAGACCAUGCAUCUACUAGCUGUCUAUCCAUGAAAAGUGACUUUUCAAUGGAAAAGCCGCCCAACAUGAGCGAGAGAAGGUCCUUGGAUGAACAAAGCUGUCUAUCCAUAAAAAGUGACUUUUCAAUGGAGAAGCCGCCCAACCUGAGAGAGAGAAGGUCCUUAGAUGAACAAAGCUUCCAUUCUGGUGUAGACUCCCACACACCGGACCACGACCGGACCAUGACAUCACCCGGUACCUCUCACCAUGACUCUGAGGAAGAUGUUCUGGUCAAGGCCAGAUCCUAUGAGGAGACAUUCCAAAUGAAACUCAAGUCCGUUCAAAGAACCAAACUGCAACAUGUCCUUGAGGAUCCUUCCAAUCCUGUUCUCCUGAGUGAGAUCUACACGGAGCUCUACAUCACAGAGGGGGAUGCUGGGGAAAUAAAUGAUGAACAUGAGAUCAGAGAGAUUGAGGCAGCAUCCAGAGGGAAUUUAGUAGCAGACGAUACACCCAUCAAGUGCAGUGAAAUCUUUAAGCCACUGCCAGGACGACAAUGUCAGUCCAUCAGAACUGUUCUCACAAAGGGCAUCGCUGGCAUAGGAAAAACCGUGUGUGUGCAGAAGUUCGUACUGGAUUGGGCUGAGGAGACGGCCAAUCAGGACAUAAGAUACGUAUUUCCACUUUCCUUCCGGGAGUUGAACUUACUGAAAACUGAGCGACUCAGUCUGGCCGAGCUUCUCCGUCACUUUGUUGGGGAUUUCAAAGAGCAGGUUUUGGACCAAAGCCGCCAAUUAUUAAUCUUUGAUGGCUUGGAUGAGUGUAGGCUUCCUCUGGACUUUGAGAAAAAUGAGAAACUCUGCAAACCAGCAAUGGCAGCCUCCGUGGAUGUUCUGCUCACGAACCUCAUCCAAGGAAACCUGUUUCCCUCUGCUCUCAUCUGGAUCACCUCGCGACCGGCAGCGGCUGGCCGUAUACCCCCAGGCUGUGUGGACCGGGUCACGGCAGUGCGAGGAUUUGGUGACCCUCAAAAGGAUGAAUACUUCAGGAAACGGAUCGGAAAUCCUGAUCUAGCUGAAAAAGUGAUUACACACGUUCUGUCACUAAGAAGUCUACACAUCAUGUGCCACAUUCCUGUCUUCUGCUGGAUUUCAGCCACUGUUCUACAGAGACUGUUGGAGGAAGCAGACGACUGUGCCGUUCCCAAGAAUCUGACACAAAUGUACACACACUUCCUGAUCAUUCAGACAGACGUCGUGAAAGCAAAGAAAUACACAGAGGCCACAGAUACAAGCCACAAAAUGAUCUUCAAACUGGGGAAACUGGCUUUCCAACAGCUGGAGAAAGGCAAUCUGAUCUUCUAUGAGGAAGACCUGAGAGAGUGUGGCAUUGAUGUCACAGAAGCAUCCGUGUACUCAGGAGUGUGUACUCAGAUCUUCCGAGAGGAGUCUGGGCUGUACCAAGGGAGGGUCUUCUGCUUUGUGCAUCUGAGCAUUCAGGAGUUUCUUGCAGCUCUGUACGUCCUGGUCAACUUUCACUCCGAAGGUUCUGAGCCACCCCAAAGCUCCAGCUUGGCUGGCCUGCUCACUGCACCAACCCUUUCAGACCUUCAGCAGACUGCAGUUGACAAAGCCUUGCAGCAGCCGAAUGGAAACCUGGACCUGUUUCUGCGUUUCCUUCUAGGCCUCUGUUCUAGUCCUCCUCAGUCCGACCAAACGCUCCUACAGUCUUUCCUGCCCCAUGUCAGGAUCACGUCAACCAGCGCCACUGGUGUCGUCGACUACAUCAAAACCAGGAUUAUGAUCAACCCCUCUCCGGAGCAGUCCAUCAACCUGUUUCAUUGCCUGAAUGAGCUGGAUGACCACUCCCUGGUGGAGCAGAUCCAGGCCUACGUGAGCUCCAGGCGGCUCUCCAAAGUCACCCUCACUCCAGAGCUGCGGUCUGCGCUGGUGUUUGUGCUGCUGAUGUCCAAGAGCAGUCUGGAUGUUUUUGAUCUGGGGAAAUACUGCGCACGUCCAUCGGAUAAGAGUCUGUUUCAGAUGCGGCCAGUGCUGAGAGAGUGCAGAAGAGCUGAACUUGCCUCCUGCAACCUAACGGAGAUGAGCUGUGAGACACUGGCCACAGUGAUAUGCUCACAGACCUCGCAUCUCCGGGAGCUUGACCUGAGUGACAACGACCUUCAGGAUCUUGGAGUAGCAUCUCUUUGCCAAGGCCUGGAGAAACCCAGCUGCAAACUAGAGAAACUCUGUUUGUCUAAGUGUGGUAUCAGAGCAAGAGGCUGCGAAUCCCUUAUGAUGGCUCUGAUACAGAAUCCCACUCAUCUGACUGAGCUUGAUCUGAGUCACAACGAACCGGGACCCGAGGGAAUGACUCUACUCUCCGAGGUGCUUCGGGACCCCCAGUGCCGUGUAGACAAACUGAAGUUAAUCAACUGCAACCUCAAGGAUCGAAGUUGUAAACCGUUAGCUAUGGCUCUUGGCUCAAAAACCUCAAGUUUAAGACUUCUUGACUUGAGUAACAACUUUAUAGCAGAUUCAGGUGUCAUUCAACUCUCACAUGGCUUAAGGAACAUCAACUGCAAACUGACUUCCCUGAGGUUGAGUAAAUGCGGUGUGAGAGGAGAAGGCUGCCACGCUCUGGCCUCAGCCUUAGGCUCAAACCCCUACCACUUAAGAGAACUCUUCAUCAGCUACAACAAGAUUGGAUUCCUGGGCGCCCAACAACUCGAAGCGGUGAAGUGGAACUCACAGAGCAAACUGGAAAAACUCAUGCUAUAGAAGUAUGGCAUUUGGCACUUUUUGGCAUUUACUUGAUAACUGCAAUCACAGCCGACUCAUCAUGGACACAUUCCUCACCAUGGAGAUCACAGCCGACUCAUCAUGGAUACAUUCCUCACCAUAGAUAUCACAGCCGACUCAUCAUGGAUACAUUCCUCACCAUAGAUAUCACAGCCGACUUAUCAUGGACACAUUCCUCACCAUAGAUAUCACAGCCAACUCAUCAUGGAUACAUUCCUCACCAUGGAGAUCACAAGCACUUUUUGCACAUAUCACAAUAGAUCUGUGCAGCACAAAAGACUGAGAUGGCAAAAUACCAUUGUUUUUAUCACCUGCUAAAGCUAAUUCUGUUUCAUUCUGCUAAUAAGGUAAUAGGAUAAUGACAUUUGUUUAUUUUACUUACACACCAUCAGGCCACUGGUGUUGAAACUCUUAUUAGUGGAAGAGUUCUACUGUAUACAUGCGGUGUGUCCUGCUUUACUUACGGUUUCAUCUUGCAAAACUUGUAUGGAAACAGUAGAUCAUGUGUUAUCAUGAAUAACACUGCGGCAGUGAUAUAUGUCCAUCUGACAGCUGUGAAGUGUCUCACAGUUACACUCCCCUCUCCAGUUGUUUUGCUUCAAUUGUUUUAUGUAUAUAUAGCAUAUGUACAAUUCACUGUAAAUAAAAUAUGAGUCAUACAUCUGA
This is a messenger RNA of Clupea harengus (Atlantic herring), 4251 nucleotides long. Its product is annotated as NLR family CARD domain-containing protein 3-like. The coding region runs from base 331 to 3564 and encodes 1077 amino acids. The transcript is spliced from 15 exons. Gene Ontology annotation, molecular function: protein binding. The record is from RefSeq and is a predicted model, not a curated record. Lineage: Eukaryota; Metazoa; Chordata; Actinopteri; Clupeiformes; Clupeidae.